UGCAUCGUCGCCUGCAGAAAUGAUUGCAUCAGUCAAACUACGCUUUCAUUCAACGUAAGAAGAGCAAAUCAGCAACGUUUUGGUCCAGUUUAAACUUCUUGUGUGUUGUGGAGCUCAGAAGGAUGGAGAAAGGGCGAAGCACUCCGAAACAGUACGGAUCUCUGCAGCAAACUGAACCCUGCGGCGACGCGUCCAAACAAGUUGAAGAGGACGUGGUGUCUAUGGCUGAUUCCACCAUCACUGUGGAGGACAUCGAGGGAGAGCUGUUCAAAAUCGACAGGAUAAAGGACGCCCUGGUCCGCAAAGAGUCUGAACUGAGAUAUAUGAUGGACGACAUCCAGUUGUGUAAGGAAAUUACAAGGCUCAAAAAGGAACUUCAGAAACUAGUUUCCAUCCCAGACAAAGAAAAAUCCAACGAGGACAGACAGCGCGAGGAAGAACUCCUGCAGCAGAUACAGAAGUUGGUGGAGACGCGGGAUUUCCUGGUGGAUGAUUUGGAGUUUGAGAGACUGAGAGAGAAAGAGGAGGACAAAGAAAUGGCUGACUUCCUGCAGGCGAAAUUUCCCAACAGGUGCAGCAGAAAAGGUCACACUAAGGACAAGAGAAUGACGACCAGAGCCCAGCAAACCACGUCUCCUUACUUGACCAAGACAGGUUUCACCCUACUGAAGGAAUGCUGUGGCUUCACCUGCUCCAUCAUGUAGAUACGUCAAUCAGAAAACAAUAGAAAGAGUGCAGUAUCAAGUGACGGGUGAAC
Messenger RNA from Xyrauchen texanus (razorback sucker), 757 nucleotides. Its product is annotated as bMERB domain-containing protein 1-like. The record is from RefSeq and is a predicted model, not a curated record. Lineage: Eukaryota; Metazoa; Chordata; Actinopteri; Cypriniformes; Catostomidae. Bases 123 to 704 code for a protein of 193 amino acids. The transcript has 6 exons.